AUGCCAACGAACGUCCUCAUAGUAGGCGCCGGCGCGAUUGGCGCCUUCUACGCCUCGCGCCUUGCUCUUGUCCCCAGCCUCUCCGUCUCAGUUAUCUGCCGCAGCAACUACAAGGCUGUCAAAGCAAAUGGCUUCCAAGUUACGUCACCCCAGUACGGCGACUACACCUUCACACCGACCCACACGUUCCCCAACCCGGACGCCGCGCGCAAAGAGAAGAUCCAAUGGGACUACAUCGUCGUCUCGACCAAAGCACUCCCCGAUGUCAGCGAUGAUUCAGAGAUACUAGAAGGACUGGUUGGAAACGAGACCGCCAUCGUGCUGAUCCAGAACGGGCUUGGCGUUGAAGAGCCCUACGCGCGCCGCUUCCCAGGCGCAGCGAUAUGUAGCGCUGUCACAAUCGCAACCUGCGCGCAGCCCUCUCAUGGACAGAUUAAACACAACCGCUGGACACGCAUAAACAGCGGCCCCUACCUGCCACAUCUCGAUACAGGCAAACCCAAACCCACGGACCGCGCCGCCGAAGACAAGAACCGCGCCUUCAUCGCCGCGCUCCUCGAAGGCGGCAUCAAAGACGCAAGCGCCUACACACACGCAAAACUGCAACUAGUCCGCUGGCACAAAAUCGCCAUCAACGCCUCGAUGAACCCGUCUUCGGUUCUCACGCUCGGCUCCACCAACCACGCCAUGAGCAACGAUGCUGAGCUACAACGACACCUGAAAGGCGUGAUGCAGGAGAUUCUCGACACGGCGCCCAAAGUGCUCGGCCAGCCACUACCCGCAGACUUUGCCACGCCCGAUGCCAUUAUCCGAUCCACGCAGCGCAACACCAGCGGCAGCAAGCCCAGCAUGGCCAUGGACUGGGAGCAAGGGAAGCGCAUGGAGAUUGAGGUGAUUCUGGGCAAUCCGAUACGGAUUGCGAGGGAGCGGGGGUUCGAGAUGCCGCGGUUGCAGACGCUGUAUGCGCUGGUGAGGAUGGCGCAGGAGGUGCGGGAGAAGAGCAAGGCGAAGUUGUGA
Ascochyta rabiei is the source of this 1017-nucleotide messenger RNA. Its product is annotated as 2-dehydropantoate 2-reductase. The record is from RefSeq and is a predicted model, not a curated record. The transcript has a single exon. Lineage: Eukaryota; Fungi; Ascomycota; Dothideomycetes; Pleosporales; Didymellaceae. Gene Ontology annotation, biological process: pantothenate biosynthetic process. Gene Ontology annotation, molecular function: 2-dehydropantoate 2-reductase activity. Gene Ontology annotation, cellular component: cytoplasm. The coding region runs from base 1 to 1017 and encodes 338 amino acids.